Molecule: messenger RNA, 1938 nt
Organism: Bradysia coprophila
Lineage: Eukaryota; Metazoa; Arthropoda; Insecta; Diptera; Sciaridae
Source: RefSeq, a predicted model, not a curated record
AUCGUAUUAAACGUUGACCAUUGAGUAAUCGCAAUUAUUAUAUCGGUUGAUUUAAGUGAUUUUAGGCAAUUGUGAAACGUUACAGUAAACAACGGAUUGUGGAUACAAAUAUCUGUGACAGUGGCUUGUUGCAACAAUAAUUAGAAAAUUCCAUUUCAACAUUGAGUUUCCAACAACAUCAACAAUUCUACGACGUCAUUCAAAAUGUUCGAAGCAAACACCGUGCACUAAUUUACACGGAAUAAAUGCAUUGUCUCAGCGGUUUCAUUUCGUUCACUUAUCACCAAUUAAGACAACACCACAAAACGAUGAGGUCACAGGAGCCGAGAGACCAUUUCACCACACCGAUUCGUGUCGACUCAACGGAUUCAGGAGAUAUUCGACGCCAACAACCGUCCUACAUGCUGUACAACCGUGACACGUAUCAAAUGUCCCCGCUGCUUUUUGAAUCAGACACUGAAGAUACGUCACAAUCUACCGAGUUCAAGUGUUACCAAGAUCCUGCCGAUACGGCCCAGCUAAAUACAAACGAUCGACAAAUGUUGCUGUCAACGUUAAGCAAUUUACGGAACGAAUUCACUAGUCCAUUAGACGCAUCAUCCCAACAUAAUCAAUGCUGUUCGGAGACGCUGUUGAGCAGUUCGCAUCAUAGAACCGUAAUCGAAACCAAUACAAACAGUGCGUACAUUUCACCGUCUCCGCGGGUGACCAGAUCGAAAUUGUGGAAAUCGAAAAUAUUGACGCGGUCAGCGAAACGACUGCACAAAAUCAGUGAGCUGAAUGAGUACAGUUCGGGUCCGAGAAGCUGUCGGAAGGCGAAAACGAAAAGGGAUUCGCGAAAGGAGACGAGGACGUCAUCUGAUGGUAAAGACACAGCGUCUAAGGCUACCGACAAAAGACACCAAGAGGAAUCGUUGAUCGAAUCGAUACAAAAAUCCAAAGUUAGCGUUGUGCUUGAGCGCCUGAAAUUUCCGUUCUUUCAAAAUCCACACCAAGUCAAUGGAAAGUUCGCCCAGCCCAACAUUGUGCCAAAUAUCGUUGUGGAUAAUGAAGAGGACGACGGGUUGGAAUUUUUAAACCGUCGACCAUCCAGCGAUGUGCAAUUGAUCAGCGAACCACCAGCCAUUAUUUCAAUUUCGUCCGAAUCGACUGUACGAAAUGUGUCGACAACUCCUCGCGCAUCGCCGGAUUUAUUUGAGAAUUGCGACAGUUCGUCUGCAUCUAAUUUGUGCUCACAAAAUUCUAUAGACAUACCGAAUGGUCAGAUUGCCAUGCGUAGUAGUGCAGAACUGAUAAAUAGUGCGACGAGUACACCAAAUAAUCAACAAACCUAUACUCUAGUGCAAUCGAUUUUCGAUCAGUUUGACGAAGACCGCGUUUCAUCGGACGUGAAUACGGCAAGACAAAAACUUAUAGCGACAAACGAAGACGCUAGUUCGGUUCCGCCACCCACCUUUGAAAUAACUGUGAACGAAGUGUUUGACAAUGUGAUCUACUUAACCGAUUCGGAAGAGACCCUCACUCCAGAAAUUGUGAGCCGCGUCGAACCGCCAAUCGUUAGUGAUAAUGUGUUGAGUGUAACGAAAUGUGCAUCGUCACAAGAGGUAACGCCAAAGAAACGGCCCGAAAUACGCGAUUUACUGAACCGAUCGGUGGCAGGAAGUUCAACAAGUGUGUCGACAUCAUUUAGUCGUAGCAAAUGGCUAAGCAAGCCGAGAUCCAGUGGUGGUGGUGAUAUGUCAAGCCGAACGCCGCAACGUUGUCGUCGACUGGAUCGAUGCUUUGACAGUGAUCGUGACAGCAAGCCGAAGCAGUCGGGGUAUGUCGUUAGUCAAAAUAGAUUUUCAAAUAUUUUAUUGGCGUCGUCUGAAGACGACGAGUGUUAAGUUUAAGUUUAUUUUGUUGUGAGACGUUCUGAAAGUUGUUCAUCAAUAAUUA